This is a messenger RNA of Anopheles marshallii, 3297 nucleotides long. It is a transcript of the gene Reps, whose product is annotated as ralBP1-associated Eps domain-containing protein 1. The transcript has 6 exons. Gene Ontology annotation, cellular component: plasma membrane; cytoplasm. The coding region runs from base 1 to 3297 and encodes 1098 amino acids. The record is from RefSeq and is a predicted model, not a curated record. Gene Ontology annotation, molecular function: calcium ion binding; protein binding. Lineage: Eukaryota; Metazoa; Arthropoda; Insecta; Diptera; Culicidae. Gene Ontology annotation, biological process: endocytosis; endosomal transport.
AUGGAUGAAUUGAGCGAAGCGGAACUCCGUUACUACAAUGAUCUGUUCAAAAUCUGCAGCGAAACGGACGGUGCGGGCAAAAUUCCGGCCCUUAAAGCCACCUCCCUGUUCCGUUCGGCCAACCUGUCCAACGAGACCAUCAACAAGAUUACGGCAUUGGCUGGAAUUCCCCAAACGGCGCUGCAUCUCUCGAGGCAACAGUUUUACGGGUGUCUUAAACUGAUCGCCGCGUUCCAGGCAGCUGUGCCACUGCGGGAAGAAAUUCUUACCACCUCGGUCAAUUUACCACUGCCCCAAUUCAGUUGGAUCGACCCGGUGACAGGACCAUCCGGUGCGGCGGAUUCUUCUGCCAUCAUCUCUAGCGUAUCAUCAUCCGCCGCGGCAAGCGGCGGUGUCGGUAAUCAGACGGGAAGUUUGGAACGAAAUGGCUACACCGAGGUGAACAAUCGCUCCACGAUUAAGGUGACCGGUGGAGCAGGCAGCAGUGGUGGUGGUGCAGGAAGCAGUACUACACAGGACAGCAGUGCAUCGACCGGUGGGGAAAUGACAAAUUCCGAUCAGCCGAGCACCGAUUCCGAGGUCGAGCAUACCGAUGAUCCGGUCAAUAUGAUCCGGGGUGAACGCGAGCGGCACACGGUUGGUAUGCUGAAGGGUGGAGGAAUUGUGAUGAUCGGCAGCAGCCAUCCACUUGUCGGUGGAGGAGGUGGUGGCGGACACGGCGGAGGAGGUGGAUCACCGGAAGCGUGGAGUACGGCAAGCGAUAGCCCAACGCCGACCAACAGUGUGGCGGAACGUCCGUGGGCCAAUCAGAACCUGUGGCAGGGGCUGGUGUGUGAGGAGCAGCGGCAACUCCUAGGCACGGAGGAGGAAUCGUCCGAUCGGCACAGUAGCGAUGAAGACGAACAGGAGAUUGAUCUCGAGUAUUUCUAUCAGAUUUCGCAAACGCAGAAAGAGUACUAUUUGAAACAAUUCCGCACCAUCCAGCCGGAUGUGCACGGACUAGUGACUGGACCGGUGGCUAGAGUAUUUUUCGAAAAGUCACGUAUACCGAUCGAUGAAUUGCGCCACAUCUGGCAGAUGUGCGAUGUGACGCGGGAUGGAGCACUAAAUUUGGCGGAAUUUACCGCCGCCAUGCAUCUAGUGGUGCUGCGUCGCAACAACAUACCCGUACCGGCCACCUUACCCCCUUGUUUAUUGCCCUCCCUUUUGCAACAUUCGCUGCUGCAACCGAGCGGUGGUUCGGGUGGAACGUCCGGUACCGCCGGAGUUUCGGUUAGUGGUGUUUCCGGGGAGCUGUCAUCGGUGGUAGGCGGUGGUAGCGGUUCCACUACCAUUGCACAAGUAUCGAACGAGCGAACUGAACCGGCCGAAGCUGAUCUACUACAUCUCGAAAGCGAUGAUAACGUAGAGAGCAGCGGUCGGAAGCGGUUCGAUGCUCACAAAGACUACCAGCGUAUGGUACCGGUACCGGAUUCAUUGGCGUUUGCACGGGUAGCAUCGACGGGGAGCAAUGUUAAUGCAGGUGUGGCACACGACACCAGUCCCACAUCGGUUUCAUCAGCAACCGGUGUUGGUAGUAGCAGUGGUACGACCGGUUCCGCAUCCGUAGCAAAUGCUACGAAGGGUAGUAGCAGCGGUAGCAACAGCAGCAGUACAGCUGUCUCCACGACUGGCGGUCGAAAAACGCCGCCAAAUGUUUCUCCUCCGGUUUUAGCGCAGCAUCAACAGCAACACGUGACCGCAUCGGCACAGAAGGUGAAACAACCUGCCGAUCAUCCGGUAACGCCGCCAAAUUCUAAAACAACCAAUAAGGAGUGGAACUCAACCACGAAAGAAUGGACCAAAUUCAUGGAAUCUCCCACAUCCAACGUCUCUAGUCCGGGUCCAAAGCCGGUAAACUUUGAUUUGCAGCGAACGACGCAGGCAAUUGUAUCCAAUCCACACAUUGUUCAUCCGGUUCCGUUGCGUGUCACACCCGUUGGUGCUGAGACAGUCGAUAAUGGAAGUCUAGUCUACGGUAGUGAUCUCCCUGUCGGAACCGGUGGUCUAAUGGUUGUUCAAUCGAUGGACGAUUCCAGUCCCAAGCAGCAACCUUCCCAACAGCAACAGGCGCAAUCCCAUCAUCACAGCACGCCCCGGGACUCGCUAACGAAUAGUGGCGAUUUACGUGCCAUCCAAAGACCGCAACCGAAGAAACCACCUUCCAAGGGUGUCGGUGCGAUACCGCCACCACCGCAGCGUGAUUCCGGUGCUCAUCCUAGCAGCUCUCAUACGGGCAACAAUGAUUCGAUGACUAUAUCGUUGGAUGCGUCCGGUUUUGCUGCUAGCAGUACGGGCACGGCCACCAACACCAGCACAACCACCACCGAUCGUUUACCGUCGCUGGCGAAGAAACAGUCGGUCGACCAGCAACAGCCCCCGCCUCCAUUGCCCCCGCCAAGACCCUCCGCUCAUCGGCAUACGCGCAGCAGUAGUUUGGACCUGAACAAGCUAAAGCUCACGACGAACAAUGCGGCAAACGUCGCCCCGAUUGGAGAUCCGCUUAAGAUGCCUCCACCACCGGAAGUUCCACCGAGGGUAACACCGACUGGUGAGGCACCCAGCAACCAAAGUCAGCGACAGGCUCAUGGAUUUGCGGAUUUUACACAUUUCCCCAGCGGUGCUAGUGGUGCAACGACCGGUCAUCGUAUUGGGUCCAUGGGUGACUCGAAUAACAUCACAACGAUUCAUCUCGAUGCGGCCGGCAACAUGACACAUCAUUCCACACCGCGCGGUUCCGGUACGCUACCAAAAUCGCUCGUUAUGCAUCAACCGCGCAACAGCGCCUUCGAGGUGUACCGGAAACCACACACCGAGGGACGGCUGACGGCUCGUGGCUCGCAGUCACCGCCACAGCAGCAGCAACAACCUCCGCUCGUUACGUCACGUAGCGUAGAAUCGUCCGGUGUUGUGUGCGGUGAUUACGAAAAACGCAUAUCGGCACUGAGCGACAGUUUACGACAGGUUCGCUUCAAAGCGAACGAUCCUCCUCCGGUCAUGCCAGAUGUGUUGAAGCAGCUGAAGGAGCAGAAUCUGUUGCUGCUUCGGAUAUGCAACGAUCUGAGCGAAGAGCUGUUGCACAUCCAGCAGAAGCGGGAAGAUAUUCGUAUCAAAAUCGAGCUGCAGGAACAAAUCCUAGGCGGUGGAGGUUCCGGUUCGGGCGUGUUGUUCACCGGUCCGUCCUCGCUACCGGCCGUUUCUUCGUCGUCCUCCGCUUGCCACACCCAUCACCAUUCGCACCAUCAUGCGAACCUAUGA